This is a messenger RNA of Nanorana parkeri, 1056 nucleotides long. RefSeq names its product olfactory receptor 6C3-like. The transcript is spliced from 3 exons. Gene Ontology annotation, biological process: G protein-coupled receptor signaling pathway. The record is from RefSeq and is a predicted model, not a curated record. Gene Ontology annotation, cellular component: membrane. NCBI's taxonomy places the organism in Eukaryota, Metazoa, Chordata, Amphibia, Anura, Dicroglossidae. Gene Ontology annotation, molecular function: olfactory receptor activity; G protein-coupled receptor activity. Bases 1 to 1056 code for a protein of 351 amino acids.
AUGGAGGAAAAAGUGGACAAUGUCAUUCUGGAGGAUAUCUUUUACAAGAUACCAGAAAAGAGAACAAAGAAGAGCAAGCAGCAGAGAAUACCAACACAAAUGCAACAAAACAGAAACAAUCAUACCACUAUCAGAGAUGUCAUCCUCUUGGGAUUUGAAGGUCUCCAUAACAUCAGAUUCUUCAUCUUCUUCCUGUUACUUGUGAUCUACUGCGUGACAAUAUGUGGAAACCUACUGAUCAUUGUAUUGGUGUACUACAGCAAAGUCCUCCAAUCUCCCAUGUACGUCUUCCUCACCCAACUUUCUAUUUCUGACAUCAUGCUGACCACCGACAUCGUACCAAAUUUACUUUGCGUCGUACUUUACGAAAACGGAACAAUGUCUUUUGAAAGCUGCAUUUUCCAGUUAAAUUUCUUUAUAUUCUCAGAAUCUUCAGAGUGUUUUAUCCUGACAGUGAUGUCUUAUGAUCGGUAUUUGGCCAUCUGUAAACCCCUAAAUUAUAUGUCUAUAAUGAAGCACACAUUUUGCAUGAAACUGGCCGGCAUUUCUUGGCUUUUGAGCCUUUAUGUCAUGUUUAUUAGCACCAUGACAACGCUAAGUCUGGACUACUGUGGCCCAAACAUUAUUGACCAUUUCUUCUGUGAUGCUGCACCACUGUUAAAACUUUCUUGCUCAGAUACCUCCAAGGUUGAAAAGACGAGAAUGUUUCUCGCCAUCCCUAUGCUUUUCUUACCUUUCAUCUUCAUCGUGGUUUCUUAUACUUAUGUCAUUAUCGCCAUCAUGAAAAUUCCAUCCACUACAGGAAAGGAAAAAGCCUUCUCUACCUGCAGUUCCCACCUAACCAUUGUCUGCAUUUUUUAUAUAAGUCUGAUUAGCAUGUACGGUCUUCCAACUUCUGAACAUUCUUCUACAUUAAGCAAAAUACUCUCCAUUCUGUACACUGUGGGGACACCAUUGAUAAACCCAAUUAUAUACAGCCUGAGAAAUAAAGAUAUAAAAGUAUCCUAUGACAAGUUAAUAAAGAAUUUUGUAAAUUUUCAUUACCUUUUAAACUGA